CUUGUUUACAAAAUUUUUACACGAAAGUGAUCUAAAUUUUUAACAACUUCUCGUUGUAAUUUUUUACGUAAUCGAUUUCAAUUUGUUCGCUCAUUUCUCUGAUGUAAAAAGAAGUAAAAUUGACACUUUACAUGAUCUAGUUCCACCUCUGUUGUGCAGUAUUUGUCAUCUUAUCUGCUUCAUGUAGUUUUCCCAAGAGUUGAUAGCCUGCCAUUCAAAAUACAAUCAAAAUGUUGUGAAGUCUGAAUCAUAAACUUUCAAAUGACCAAUAUUAUCGUAAUUAAUUUAAUAUUCGAGUAAUCGGGUCCAUAAUGUGCAUAAGUAUUAUUCGUGAUUUGCCAUUUUGAAUUUGAUUAAAUCAAUAUAGUCACCGUCACUUCGUCAUGAUUCAAAUCACUGAUAUCCAGAAACUGGGUGUCGGUUUAGCUGGAUUUGGAAUAUCGCUACUUAUAUUGGGUGUAUUGUUACUUUUCGAUAAAGGAUUACUAGCCAUUGGAAACAUUUUAUUCAUUUCUGGGCUCGCCUGUGUCAUCGGUAUCCAGAGAACGUUACGAUUUUUCUUUCAAGUUCAAAAAAUCAAAGCUACUGCAUGCUUUUUUGGAGGUAUCGUUAUAGUUUUAUUAGGAUGGCCUUUGAUUGGCAUGAUAUUCGAAUUUUACGGUUUCAUAUUAUUAUUUAGUGGUUUCUUUCCUGUAGCUGUUAACUUUUUAAGAAGAGUACCAAUUCUAGGAACAUUCCUCAAUCUUCCAAUCAUUUCUGGUGGUAAUUCUUGAUUUUCAGAUUAUCGAGCGUUUCGCUGGCGAUGCUCAUCGUACGAUGGUUUGAAGAAUUCUAAUUCUUGUAUCGUGAUACGAAUCGAUUUAAAUGAUUUAUUUGAAUCUUCGACUUAGUGAGGAGUAUUUAAGCCCUGGUAUUAGUAUUUAAAAUCAGUAUACUAUCCGGCGAAAUGCAAUUUUUUAAUAUAGUGGUUUUCUAUGUGUCAAUGAAAAAUAUUAUUAUUGUGUCUGUGUAUUGGUAAUUUAUUCGGUUUACAUUCGUUGUAGAUUUAGUAUCGAUAUAUAUAUUUUUUUGUAAAUAAAAAUCAUGAUUUUUUUUAAUA
Messenger RNA from Planococcus citri (citrus mealybug), 1099 nucleotides. Its product is annotated as vesicle transport protein GOT1B. Gene Ontology annotation, cellular component: endoplasmic reticulum; membrane. Bases 384 to 773 code for a protein of 129 amino acids. The transcript has 5 exons. Gene Ontology annotation, biological process: endoplasmic reticulum to Golgi vesicle-mediated transport; retrograde transport, endosome to Golgi. The record is from RefSeq and is a predicted model, not a curated record. Lineage: Eukaryota; Metazoa; Arthropoda; Insecta; Hemiptera; Pseudococcidae.